AUGGUGGGUUUCAGACAACGAUGGGCAAAGGAGGUGGGGCUUCAGAUGACGAUACAAGGGGUUGAUUUUAGUGGUGAUGGGUGGGCCAGUUUUGGUAGUGAUUUGUUGUUGGAUUUGGAUGAUGGUGGUGGUUGGUUAAAGCUCAAGCAUGCUGUUGCAAUCAUGAACAUUAAAGCAGGAGCGGCAGGUAUCAUGGGGUUAGUGGAGGCCGCUCUUAUAGAUGCAUAUUUUGGGCACGCUAGGAUGUUGCUCAUCACAAGUGCUCUUUACAGCAUUGGAUUGGGGUUGCUAGUAAUGUCAGUUCCUGAUCGGUUCUUUUCCAAUGGUGUAAAGUCAUGUCCAGCAGGGGAGAAAUUAUGCUCUUCAACGCUAACUGCUUCACCAUUCUAUUGGGGAUUAGCUUUGAUUGUUCUUGCCAAGGCUAGUCAAGGAAUAUGUUUGAGAGCCCUCACCUUUGGUAAAAUAAAAUUCAAAAGAGACCCACCCAAAAUGAAGGAAAUCAAAUUUGGUUUCUUGAAGUUUGAAGUUCCCCAAAGAAAGAUUCAAGACAAAAGGAAACAUCAGAAGAAUAUUAUUCGAAAUACCUGCAACAUAGUUGGAACUGCAGGUGGCAUCACAUGGGUUUUUGUAUCGUCAAUUUUUGCUCCUGAUUGGUCUCAUCGAUUUUUGAUAUCUGCAUGUGUAAUGGCAAUUGGGAUCGCUAUAUUUUUUAUUGGAUACGCAUUCCUUUCCCCCCCUCAACUGCGAUCAAGUCCCCUUACAAACAUGUUGCAGGUCCUUCUGGCUGCAUUCUUAAAGGGGCACCUUGACUCUACUGAGCAGGGUACAGAAUUGAACUAUGGGGAUGAAGAUCAGACACCUCAAGGUCAAGGUCGCAACCAGAAGACACCUCGAGGUCCCAAGAAAAGAAUGACGCUCACUGAUCACUGUUGGAGGCUUAAUAAUGCUGCAAUAAAUGUGCCACGCAAUUUCCACUGCUUUCCCAUUGGAUGGAUUAAUUGCAUAGUGGAUGAGGUUGAGGAGACAAAGCUUCUGUUAAGAAUGGUUCCAAUCUCAACUACCUUUCUUUUGUAUGGGGUGAUCAAAUCCAACAGUAAUACCUUUUUCACUCCGCAACGAUAUGCAAUGAACAGAAUGCUUGCCGCUUUGGCUUGUUGUAAAGUUGCUUGGUUGGUGGAGUAUAUAAGGCUAAAAUCUUUGAAAGAACACGGCUUGUUAGGUAAUCCAGAUGCUAUUGCACCAAUAUCUGUAUUUUGGCUCUCUCCACAGUUUGUACUGAUGGGAAUCAUGGAUGGAUUAGCUCGUGAUGGUAUGGAGGAUUUCUUCAGGUGUCAGGUUCCAAAGUCAAUGAGGAAGAGAUAUGCACUCGUACUCACUGAAGCUGUGAUCGGAUUUGGAAAAUUACUGAACAUAUGGUUUAUUAUGAUGUUAGACGUGGUGGUCGAGAAGUUGAGAGUUGAAGAUGGAAGUUGGAUUGCAGACAUUGUGAAUCAGAGCCGUUUGGAUCUUUUUUACGCUUCAUUAGUGGUGGUGAGCAUAGCCAAUCUAUUUAUCUUUGCAUGUGUUGCUAGUUUCUACACUUACCGUGAUUUUCCAGAAGAGGAAGACGACGAAGAAGAAGAUCCACAUGAAGAAAUUAAAACUGGAAAGAAGCAAGACAAGGUGGAACCAACACCUGAUGAAGAAACUAAACCAACACCUGAUGAAGAAACUGAAAGAACAAUAAGAACCACCUGA
Molecule: messenger RNA, 1737 nt
Organism: Camellia sinensis
Lineage: Eukaryota; Viridiplantae; Streptophyta; Magnoliopsida; Ericales; Theaceae
Source: RefSeq, a predicted model, not a curated record